Molecule: messenger RNA, 552 nt
Organism: Erigeron canadensis
Lineage: Eukaryota; Viridiplantae; Streptophyta; Magnoliopsida; Asterales; Asteraceae
Exons: 1
Coding region: 1-552 (183 amino acids)
Biological process (GO): DNA repair; telomere maintenance
Molecular function (GO): DNA helicase activity
Source: RefSeq, a predicted model, not a curated record
AUGAUACACAAACACUGUUUUGAGGCUCUUGAUAGAUCUAUGAGAGACAUCUUAAGUUCUGAUACGCCCAAUUGUGAUAACUUGGUGUUUGGAGGCAAGGUUGUCCUCUUUGGUGGAGACUUUAGACAAAUUUUACCAGUUAUUCCCAAGGGCACCAGAAGCGACAUUGUAAAUGCAUCAUUGAAUUCUUCUUAUCUGUGGAAUCAUUGUCGUGUACUCAAGUUAACUGUAAACAUGAGGUUACGAGUUGGGAGCUCGGAGUCCGAUUUAAACGAAAUAAAAAUGUUUGCGGAUUGGAUCUUAAAGCUUGGUGAUGGUCUUCUUGGCGAGGCAAAUGAUGGAGAAGUAGACAUUCCAAUCCCUGCAGACUUACUUAUUGACGAUAUCGAUGACCCAGUGAAAUCUCUAAUUAUGUUUACAUAUCCUAAUAUGGAUUCUAACUUGCAUGAUCCGCUUUAUUUCCAACAAAGAGCCAUACUUGCUCCAACCCACAAUUUAGUCAAUUCUAUCAAUGAAAAGUUGCUUCAAAUGAUUCCAGGCACCUUUACUUAG